AAUGGGAGCAGCUAUUGCAGUAAGAAAUAGACAUUGGUGGUUUAGAGGUCUUUAUGAUGAUUACAUUGGAAGAGAAACAAGACUUUCAUUUGGUUUAGCAGCUAUUAUUUGGAUUCCACAUUAUGUGUAAAUAAUAUUAACUUAAUCAUAGUUAUGGUGUUUACUUAAAUAGAACAGUUGAAACAAAUACAUCACAUAAGAUUUACUCAAUGGAAGUUGGACCAUCUAGAAAUAGAUUGACACAUUCUAUGAUCUUUGAGUAAUUUGAAAUGGUUUUGGAAAAUUGGGAAGAAUUAAAUAAAGAAUAUGCAGAAAAAGGAAAAAAAAUGCUUGAAGAAUGAA
This is a messenger RNA of Paramecium pentaurelia, 342 nucleotides long. Lineage: Eukaryota; Ciliophora; Oligohymenophorea; Peniculida; Parameciidae. The record is from the annotation of a GenBank genome assembly.